Messenger RNA from Zea mays, 1868 nucleotides. Its product is annotated as putative cytochrome P450 superfamily protein. Gene Ontology annotation, molecular function: oxidoreductase activity, acting on paired donors, with incorporation or reduction of molecular oxygen, NAD(P)H as one donor, and incorporation of one atom of oxygen; heme binding; iron ion binding. The transcript has a single exon. Gene Ontology annotation, cellular component: membrane. Bases 45 to 1607 code for a protein of 520 amino acids. The record is from RefSeq and is marked provisional. NCBI's taxonomy places the organism in Eukaryota, Viridiplantae, Streptophyta, Magnoliopsida, Poales, Poaceae.
CUCCUUCCUGACAUUGGCACUGGCAGCUGCACUCACCGGCAGCCAUGGAAGACUUGCUCUACUACUCCCUCACCGUAGCCAUCUGCAUCGCAGUCAUCGGCCUCCUCUCCAUCCUCCGUUCGUUCACCGCCACCGGACCGCCGCCGGCGCUCCCGCCCGGCCCGUCGCUGCUGUCGCUGAUCACCCCGCUCCUCUUCCUCGGCCGAACGAACUUCGGCAUCGAACGGAUCCUCUCCGCCGCGCGGUCCCGCUACGGGCCCGUCUUCACGCUCUACCUGCUCCCGUCCCGCCCGGCCAUCUUCAUCGCCGACCACGUCGUGGCGCACCGCGUGCUGGUGCAGGGCGGCGCCGCCUUCGCCGACAGGCCGCCGGCCAGCCUCCCCUUCCGCCUCUUCUCCAGUGGCCAGCGCAACAUCACAUCCGGCGCCUACGGCCCGGUCUGGCGCGCGCUCCGUCACAACCUCACGGGCAACGUGUUCCACCCGUCGCGCAUGGGCCGGUUCGCCGCCGCCCGCCGCCGCGCGCUGCGGGGGCUCGUCGCCGGCGUCGCGCGCGACGCCGGCAGCAGGGCCGUCGUCGUCGAGGGGCUCCUGCACCGGGCUAUGUUCCACGUCCUCGUCACCAUGUGCUUCGGCGAGCGCCUCGCCACCGACGCCGUCGUCGCGUCCGUGGAGGCGCUGCAGCGGGAGUUCCUCAAGUCGGUGCUCGGCUUCCAGGUGUUCGACGUGUGCCCCGCGCUCACCAGCCUCCUGUUCCGGCGCCGGUGGAAGCAGAUGCUGUCCCUCCGCCGCCGGCAGGAGGAGCUCUUCGCCCCUCUCAUACGGGCGUGCCGCGCGCAACGAGGCUCCGACGCCAACGCCGGCGCGGACACGUACGUGGACACGCUACUCGACCUCCGGAUCCCCGAGGACGGGGGCAGGAACCUCACGGAGGGCGAGAUGGUGAGCUUGUGCGCCGAGUUCGUGGCCGUCGGCACCGACAACACGGCGACCGAGGCGCAAUGGAUCAUGGCCAACCUCGUGGCGCAUCCGGAGAUCCAAGCAAGGCUCCGGGCCGAGAUCCACCAGGUCACCGGCGGCGCGGGCGUCCAGGAGCAGGACCUGCCGCGGAUGCCGUACCUUCGCGCAGUGGUCCUGGAGGGGCUCCGCCGCCACCCGCCGGGCCACUUCGCGAUCCCGCACGCCGCGACCGGCAUCCAAGACGACGACGGCGGUGGCGACCACGCGACCAUCGAAGGCUUCCGCGUGCCGCGGCGCGCGUCCCUCAACUUCACGCUCGUCGCGCUGGGGCUCGACGAGGCGGUGUGGCCCGACCCGCUGCGGUUCCGGCCGGAGCGGUUCCUGCCCGGCGGCGAGGGCGCGGACGUUGACCUCACCGGCGCGAAGGAGGUCAAGAUGAUACCGUUCGGCGCCGGGCGGCGGAUCUGCCCCGGGAUGGCGCUCGCUCUGCUGCACCUCGAGUUCUUCGUGGCCAGUCUCGUCGCCGAGUUCGAGUGGCUCCAGGUCCCCGGUGAGCCGGUGGAGUUCGCCGAGAAGCAGGAGCUGUCCGUCGUGAUGCGCCGGCCGCUCCGUGCCACCGUCGUCCGGUGCACAAGGAACGCCAACUGACCACACGGGUUGUCGUUGUCGAACCGAACGUCUGCACUUUUCUGCUCUUGUUUGUUGCUGCAUGCAUGUGCUUUUCUUUCAGUGAAGUUCAGCGAAUUUAGUAAAAAAUUCGCUACCAAAUUUCCUGUGGACUUGUGGAGUCAUGUUGUUAGCAUGCCCUGCUCUUGUUGGCUAGAGGCUUUCAUGUAUUUGCACUGCACUGCUCUGAUUGUCCUAAAAGUUAUAAUAUUAAUAAAAAAAUCAGUUUUUCUUUUGUCCAUC